AUGAGAUUAAGCGGUAUUCUUUUAUUAUUAUCAGCAUUUGCAGGUAUUAUCAACUCACAAUAUGUUUUAGUUGAAGAGUUCCAAUACCAAGGUGGCAGUUGCUCUGGUUCACAAUCAUCAAUUGAUUCACAAUCAUCAUUCGAUUCACAAUCAUCAUGGGGUUCACAAUCAUCAUGGGGUUCACAAUCAUCAUGGGGUUCACAAUCAUCAUGGGCCUCACAAUCAUCAUGGGGUUCAUCAGAUUCAUCAAACUUUUUAACAGCAUCUGAAUCAUCAGGUGAAGCAUGUCCAUCUUCUUCAAUUGGUGGUAAUAUCGUUCAAGAAGGUGUUUGCUUCUAUUAUGCUGAUAGAUUACCAUCAAUUUAUACCGUCUCUGGUGAUAACAUUGUUCAAACAUUUUAUAAUCAAACUGAUUAUAAUUGUGAAGGUAAACCAAUUGAUACUGUUACCGCAGUUAGUGGUGACUGUUACUCUGCAUGUAACCAAGGUACUGGUAUUACAUUCCAAUUAUCAGCAGUUGCAACUCCAGUUAUUCCAACUACCAAUACAAUUGUAGAAGCUGUUUACACUGGUGAAUGUAAUGGUAAUUAUAAGAAUUCAUUCGUUUCAGUCUAUUACAAAUCAUUAAAUACUUGUAAUGAUAAUGUUGUUGCACAACAAGGUACCUUUUCAUUUGAAAUCUCUUGUAACUCAACUUCAUCAGCUGUUACUAUCUUUGGAAAUGAUGACUGUGGUGGUAGCCCAGUUUACUCUUUACACGAACCAAUGGUCAACCAAUGUGGUGAUCAAUAUAAUGUCAUUGAAGUUUGUUACAAUUAA
Molecule: messenger RNA, 819 nt
Organism: Dictyostelium discoideum AX4
Lineage: Eukaryota; Evosea; Eumycetozoa; Dictyosteliales; Dictyosteliaceae
Exons: 2
Coding region: 1-819 (272 amino acids)
Source: RefSeq, a predicted model, not a curated record